UAUGUGGAGGUGUGCAGUAUUUAACAGUCUGAUGUUAAGAUCUGCGAUGUGUUUGUAUCUUGCACACGAGCACACACAGUAGGCUAUUUGUGAAAGGAAACAAUACAGUCGCAUGCAAGCUGCAAACAAAAGCUGGCGGAGUGUUUUCUGUUUGUACUGUGGAAACUAUGCCUUUGAAUCCGGAUGUUUUGUUUUUAUGAAGAAGCGAUGUGAAGAAGAGAGCUCUGAGGACCAUUUUGGCGCCUGCUUAGGGCUUUAAGGAGACCCCGAUAGCUGAUGAUAGGAUCUUAUUACCCCUCAGGUGCUUUUACGCGCAGGCGCUGCACACUGGCACAACAGAAAGUAUAACGGGGUUUGGUUACAGAGAGGAUGGUGGCGGAGAUGGCGAGCUGCGGAGCGGCUUGUCACCCGGAGGACGGAGACGGAGACAUCCCUACGCCUGAAAACAAAGAUAAUUUGGCAGGAAGUGACAGCAGUGGUUCAGAAAACACAGAAACAUCCACUGAAGAGAGCUCAGAGGAUGAAGAGGAGGAUGGGGAUUCUGCAGGCUCUGCUGAGAGGGAUAGAGGAGAGGAAGAUACUGAAGAAGCUGAUGGAGAGGAGUGCAAAAAUGAGUCAGUUCCUGGAACUGAAGCAGAGGUUUCAAAUGGUAAAGGUGAAAGGCCCUUCAAAUUAUGCUGUGAAAAAUGCAAAGCCAUCCAGCAGAGCCACGGGAAUGAGCUUGUUAUGCCCAGGAAGAUCUCCAAGGGACGAUUACAGGUGCAGUUGGAAGGAGAGGGCACAUAUGAGUGUUCUUUCACUGGCCUGGUGUUUGAAGCGUCGGAGCGGGUUCUCCUGCAGUACUCUGUCUUGUCCUGGUCCAAGUUCGGCACGUUGCUCCCGGACUCCUGGAAGUUUGCGGGACCCAUCUUUAAUGUAGACACGGUCAACAAGGAUGCAUCUGUCCUCAAGUCCAUCCAGUUUCCUCACUCCAUCUGCCUAGCUGUCCCAGAUAAUGAAAUGACAUUCAGUGUCCUACACAUAAAGGACAACCGGCCCUGUAUCGAGCCAACAGUGGACCACUCAGGCAGCCAUGUUAAGUGGAAUGUGACUUCCCUGUCACCCGUGGGUCCCAUCAUCCAAACAAGCCAGUCUAUAGAGCACCAUGGAGUGGUGCUGGUCUACAAGCAGCUGGGCUGUGACAAAAACAGCUACAGCUUCCACGUCUACCUGGCUACCAACAGCUCGUCAGACAUCAAGGAUAUUGGGAAACAGGUGCGAGGCUACAAGAAUCGUUACAGUCGGAUAGAGAAGCCUCCCACGUGUAAACUGGACGAGGGGACGUAUCGUCUCCUGAGUGACCCAGAGGGAGACAUCAAACCUCAGGAGCUGAAAUUCACCCUUGCAGUGACUAAGAUGAAAGGCUACUUUGAAGCUUUUUUUGAGCAGCCUCCUCCGUUUCAAUUGUCUCUUAUAGAGAUUAACACUGAGGAGACUGUAUGGUCCGCCACCAUCAGAGAAGGUGACUGUGUGGAUAACACAGUACAGAAGCCAAGGAAAAGAACCCACAGCCGACAGAGGAGCAGCAGCCCUUCAGAGGAAGAAACGACCUGUAAAAGACCUCGAUGGCAGGACGAGUCAGAUGGAGUACAAAAGGUAGCUCGGGGCCAGGACAUGUCAGAGAAGCAGCUACUGCAGGUGGCCAAGAAGCUGGGGAACGAGUGGAAGCCGCUGGCCAUCCAUCUCGACUUGAUCACCAGGGAGCUGGAUGAAAUCCAGGCGGGAGAAAAAGAUCCAACGAUGCAGAAGUUGAAGAUGCUGGUGAAGUGGAAGAGCAAACGGCAGCUGGGAGAGGCCACGGCAUUCGACCUGCUGAGAAGUGUGGAGGAACUGGAUGACUUGUCAAAUGAAUUCCUUCAGACACUGCAUGAUAUGGCCAACAAUUGAGGGCCUAAGUGGAAGGGAUUUAUUGUGUACUGUUGCACCAGCGUCGGGAAGAGAAAAGAUUUCAGGAAUACAGCGAAUCAGACCUCUGGAUCAGAUAUCAACUCUUCUCUGAGUCUGCAUUUCUUUUUUUUUCUGUACAUGACACUCAGUGAUGAGUCACUGUCUUAUCUUUGGACAGGCAUGAUCAGGUUUCUAAAUCACUGAGAUAUUUAGUUGCUAAUAAUGUAGCCAGUAACAGGUGUAUGUGUGGGUGCUCCCAACUUUAUAUCUUGUUUCACUUUUAAAAUCUACAUUUGUGGGACUUCCUUUAAAACAGCUGUGCAUAACAUCACAUACACGUGACUGUUCAGAGCAUUGUGAACUGAAUUUUGAAAUGAUUUUGUCUCAUGCAUUUUUAUACUUGUGAAUACUAUGUCCUGUACAUAUCUUGUUUUUUUUACCAACCUUUUUUAAACCUGUGAUUUUUCUCGUAGGUCUGUCUUGUCUAUUGAUGCCAUUUGUGUUUUGUUUGAAAGCUAAAUGAAGUUGCAAGAAGUUCAUCUUUAUGUUUAUGUUGUAUAACUUCAACUUUGAUUUUAUUCUUGCCCUUCUGAGACUAGAAUGUACAACUUUGGAAAAGACACUUUCUUUUGGAUUCAGACCUGAAUUUGAGAUUUCUACCUGUGUGAGAGCAGCUACUAUACAGACACAGCAGCAAUUUGUAGUUUUACUCUUUCAUUAUAGUUUUUAUUUUUAAGUCAUCCACUCAAGCCCUAUUUCAUAACUGUGGUGCUAAAAACAAACUGUACUGUACAAUAUGGAAAUGCUUCUUUAUCAUUUAAACAUUAGUCACACUUUCCAGACAUUCCGACAUUAUUUGGGAAAAGUAAAAAGUAGUGGCACCUGGAAUGUGAAAUCUUUUAGAGUCUUCCCUGAUGAUGUUAUACUUUAAAGGUCCAUUCAGAGAACACAGUUGUUUCCUUAAACAAUUCACCACCAACAUACCAGACAUCCUUUUUGCACUUGUUUAUAUCAGGUCUGAGUCCUUCUAAAGACUCUAAAGGUAAAUAAGUUGACAGUGACUGAAUAAACCGAUAGA
Monopterus albus (swamp eel) is the source of this 3004-nucleotide messenger RNA. RefSeq lists its product as uncharacterized. Gene Ontology annotation, molecular function: protein binding. The transcript has 17 exons. The record is from RefSeq and is a predicted model, not a curated record. NCBI's taxonomy places the organism in Eukaryota, Metazoa, Chordata, Actinopteri, Synbranchiformes, Synbranchidae. Gene Ontology annotation, biological process: signal transduction. Bases 370 to 1926 code for a protein of 518 amino acids.